UGUUCUAGAAAAGUCUUUCGAGUCCGAGUCAUUGGAGUAAAAGUAAAAAAAAGCUACACUUUUUGGAUAAUUUUUGUGAAAAAAUGAACGCAAAUGCAGAAAUCAGUGGGGACUUAGCCAAGCUAGAGGGGGAGCAGACUUUAACACCGGCAGCCCUCCAGAUUCUUAAGAAACAUAAGAAAAUGGACGGGUGUAUUAAAGAUCUGAUCCAAUCGUAUUGCGAGAACAAGGACAGCCCGUACGCCCUGUGCAAGACCAUGGUCCGAAUGAAGAGAGCUCGAGAUAUUUUUAUGGCGCAGCAAGAAGCCUGCUUCGACAUGAUGGAACGUGAGGGGAAGAUCAAGGAACUUGCUGUUGUAGUCAGCUGCAUUGAUGCCUCAUUGGAGCUCAUCCGUUAUAUGCAGGACGUCUACCAGCAUAGGCAAAUGAACUUCAAGAAAAAAUCCGACAAUCUUAAGGUCGUAAAUAAUGUACAGGAAAAACGAAAAGUUGAAAUUCCAUACCUCUGCAACGGAGAGGGGAAGUUGGAAUGUUGAGUUUUCAGGCCCAGAAGAUGACGGAA
Molecule: messenger RNA, 562 nt
Organism: Drosophila pseudoobscura
Lineage: Eukaryota; Metazoa; Arthropoda; Insecta; Diptera; Drosophilidae
Exons: 2
Coding region: 84-536 (150 amino acids)
Source: RefSeq, a predicted model, not a curated record